Bacidia gigantensis is the source of this 1584-nucleotide messenger RNA. RefSeq lists its product as uncharacterized. Gene Ontology annotation, biological process: regulation of DNA-templated transcription. Gene Ontology annotation, molecular function: zinc ion binding; DNA-binding transcription factor activity, RNA polymerase II-specific. The transcript is spliced from 2 exons. The record is from RefSeq and is a predicted model, not a curated record. NCBI's taxonomy places the organism in Eukaryota, Fungi, Ascomycota, Lecanoromycetes, Lecanorales, Ramalinaceae. The coding region runs from base 1 to 1584 and encodes 527 amino acids.
AUGGCCCCCGUAACCGACGCUCAGAUGACCAAGAAGACCCGAAGAUCGCUGAGGGCAGGAGGACUUCAUGUGAAGACAGGCUGCAAAACUUGCAAGGUCCGACAUAUCAAAUGUGAUGAGGAGAAGCCUGCUUGCGCCAACUGCAAGAAGACGGGCCGUAUUUGUGAUGGAUAUGCUCAUCAAAAAGGGAUAGAUCCCACGGCCGUACCGUCUUUACUGUAUCAAAAGAUCCUUGAUCAGGCCUUGGCAGCAAUCUCCAACCUACACCCUGACUUCCUACAGAACGCAAAAGAGCGACGCUGUUAUGAUUACUUCCAUUCCAAUGCAAGGCCUGUGAUCAAUUUCGCAUUUGGAAGUUCUCUUCGUGUUCAGCAGCUCAUCCUACAAGCCAGCCAUUCCAAUGGAAGCACUAAGCAUACGGUACUCGCUUUAGGCUCUAUCACUGAAUACCUCAACGAGGCCAAGAUUUUAUCACAAAACGUCUCCCACGAUACGGGGCGACUCCGAUAUGCUCAUGGGCAAUACAUCAAAGCCAUCUGCGAGCUGCAGAAGGAAUUGUCUGUGACACAUAACCCACCAACAGAGCUAGUCCUCACGUCAUGCUUGUUGCUCUCGCUCUUUGACUUUCUUGGAGGCGAAGAUUCCAACGCAAGAGUACACCUCACGGCUGGUAUCGACAUCUUACGACGCUGCUAUCCUACCGAACUCAACGAGCUGACGUCACCUGGGCUUCAGAAAAACCAGCAGCCCAACCUCAUGGUCCAAGACUUUGCUCGUAUCUUCAGUGUCAUGGACCUACAUGCCGCCUUCUGGCUCGGGCUCUCCACCUGCUACACUUUGCCGAUGGAACCGUAUCCGUUGCUCGACAAGACGCUUCUCAUUCCCGGCGCAACCCCAGAUCUCGACAAGAUCUCACUGAUUCUCAACUGCCAGCUCGGUCGAGCAAAUGCCUUUUUCCACGACAACACGCCAAGAUACCCUUCCCCUUCAGCGUUCAAUGUCCCUUUCCACAUCCAAGCCGAGAAGCAACGAAUACUAUACGAGCUCGAGCAAUGGCCCUCAAUUCUCACAAACUUCCUCUCCAGAACACCUCAACCAACACGACUCGAAUCCGAUCGAAUUGCAAUCAUGAGAAUGCAAUAUCUCGCUCUCCAUAUCAGAAUCAAUACCUUCCUCUCACCGCCACUACCAGCCAUCUACCUUCCCUUCACAUCCGCCUUCUCCAGCAUCCUCGCAGACGCGAAAGCCGUACUCCAGUUCACACCCUCCAAAUUGCCAACCCCGCCUCCAGAGACCGCCCAACCUCCACUUAUUCGUGAAAAUGUCCUUCAAGCGAUAGCCGCUAAUUGUGGUGAGGAGGACGCUCUGAAUAUGUCAUUCCUUUCCUUCGUGGCGGGACUGAUCCAGCCACUCUAUUUCACCGCCACAAAAUGCCAGGAUGCCAGAAUGUGCAGAGAUGCUAUCGCAAUGCUGGAGGAGACCCCGUGGAGGGAAGGAGCGUGGGAUAGUUCUCUUAUGGGGAGGAUCGCGCGGCGGGAGUUGGAGGGCAGGGCAAAGGAGAGUGAUGUCCAGGAGAUUGCUUGA